AUGAGAGGGAUUCAGUUACAGUUGAGUCAAACUCAGAAAGUCCGUUUACAGAAGGCUCUAGAACAAUUGGAGUCUCUAUCUUCAAAGGUGAAUUCUGAUGCUUCCGUAACCAUAGCUGAUUCCAUUCCCGUCAACCACGAAGACGGUGUACUCAAGGGACAUGGAACCGCCGAUCUAGAAGGAGAAGUUGUUGCCACUCUCUGUGGAGUCGUCGAGCGUGUUAACAAGCUUGUUUAUGUCCGUGCAUUGCGGUCAAGGUACAAACCAGAGGUUGGUGAUAUUGUUAUUGGGCGUGUUGUUGAGGUUGCUCAGAAGCGUUGGAGACUGGAUAUUAAUUACAGUCAAAAUGCUUAUCUCAUGCUUUCUGCUAUGAAUAUGCCUGAUGGUGUACAGAGACGAAGGACAGCUUUAGAUGAGUUGAAUAUGCGCUGUAUUUUCGAGGAGGCAGAUGUCAUUUGUGCCGAAGUUCGGGGUUUUCAACAUGAUGGCCUACACCUUCAAGCAAGAAGUAAAAAAUACGGAAAGCUUAGUACUGGUCAAUUGGUUACGGUCACACCAUAUUUAGUGAAGAGACAAAAACAACAUUUCCAUCAUAUAGAGGAUUAUGGUAUUGAUCUAAUACUUGGCUGUAAUGGAUUCAUAUGGGUUGGGGAACAUAUUGAAUCUAGAGAUGACAUGAUAGAAGAUCAAGUGAACCAAUCUAAUCCACAAGUUUCAAGUCUUGAAGAACAAGAGAAAAACUAUACCUCACUGGAGACUAGAAAAUACAUAUGCAGGGCUGCUAAUGCUGUUAGAGUAUUAUCUACUUUAGGAUUCAUUAUAACAUUGGAAAUCAUCAAGGGAGUUGUUGAUCUAAGCCUUUCUGCGAAUCUUGAUAUACACGACAUGCUUGGUUCCGAGUUCUGUGUUCUCGUCGCUGAAAAAGAGGCCGAAAGGAGAAGCUCAAAUAAAAAGAGGCGGUAG
Messenger RNA from Lathyrus sativus (Indian pea), 963 nucleotides. Lineage: Eukaryota; Viridiplantae; Streptophyta; Magnoliopsida; Fabales; Fabaceae. The record is from the annotation of a GenBank genome assembly.